AUGUCAUCCGCUGUCGUGCAAAACGAUGACCUUAACAUGGAGCCCACCCUCCAGCCGCUUCUCGACCAAAAAACCCUCCGCUGGGUAUUCGUCGGUGGUAAAGGUGGUGUCGGAAAGACGACAACUUCCUGUUCUCUCGCGAUCCAGCUCGCCAAAGCCCGCAAGUCCGUUCUGCUCAUCUCGACCGACCCCGCGCACAACCUGAGUGAUGCCUUUGGUCAAAAGUUUGGCAAGGAGGCCCGGCUUGUCGAUGGAUUUGACAACCUCAGUGCUAUGGAGAUUGACCCCAAUGGGAGUCUGCAGGAUUUGUUGGCCAAUGGGGAGCAGCAGGGUGAUGACCCCAUGGCUGGAUUCGGUGUUGGGAAUAUGAUGCAGGAUUUAGCUUUCAGUAUCCCUGGCGUCGAUGAAGCCAUGUCGUUCGCAGAAGUCCUGAAGCAAGUCAAGUCCCUCUCCUAUGAGGUUAUUGUCUUCGAUACCGCCCCAACCGGUCACACCCUCCGAUUCCUCCAAUUCCCCACCGUGCUCGAAAAGGCCCUGGGCAAGCUCUCGCAGCUGUCGUCGCAGUUUGGUCCGAUGUUGAACUCGAUUCUCGGGGCCCGUGGUGGCCUCCCCGGAGGACAGAACAUGGAUGAACUCAUGGGCAAGAUGGAAUCUCUGCGGGAAACAAUUGGCGAGGUCAACACCCAGUUCAAGAACCCUGAUCUGACCACCUUCGUUUGCGUCUGCAUUGCCGAAUUCUUGUCUCUCUAUGAAACUGAGCGUAUGAUCCAAGAAUUGACGAGCUACGGCAUCGACACGCAUUCCAUUGUCGUCAACCAAUUGUUGUUCCCCAAGAAAGAGAACGACUGCGAGCAAUGCAAUGCUCGGAGAAAGAUGCAGCAGAAGUACCUCGAGCAGAUCGAGGACCUCUACGAGGACUUCAACGUCGUUCGCAUGCCGUUGUUAGUCGAGGAAGUUCGAGGAAAGGAGAAGCUGGAAAACUUCAGCGAAUUGCUCACGCACCCGUACGCUCCUCCGCAGUAA
This is a messenger RNA of Aspergillus ruber CBS 135680, 1023 nucleotides long. Its product is annotated as ArsA family ATPase. The transcript has 3 exons. Bases 1 to 1023 code for a protein of 340 amino acids. Gene Ontology annotation, cellular component: GET complex. NCBI's taxonomy places the organism in Eukaryota, Fungi, Ascomycota, Eurotiomycetes, Eurotiales, Aspergillaceae. Gene Ontology annotation, molecular function: ATP hydrolysis activity; ATP binding. The record is from RefSeq and is a predicted model, not a curated record. Gene Ontology annotation, biological process: post-translational protein targeting to endoplasmic reticulum membrane.